Aspergillus puulaauensis is the source of this 303-nucleotide messenger RNA. RefSeq lists its product as uncharacterized. The transcript has a single exon. Lineage: Eukaryota; Fungi; Ascomycota; Eurotiomycetes; Eurotiales; Aspergillaceae. The record is from RefSeq and is a predicted model, not a curated record. Bases 1 to 303 code for a protein of 100 amino acids.
AUGAUACUGUCAGAAUUCGAGCGGGGACAGGAAGAGGAGGAAGAGGAGGAGGAAGAGCGUGACAAGGGCCAGGCGACGCAAGAGGAACUUGUGUUGGAAUCCCCCGCUACGGUUGCCGUACCCCGGGUUGGGGAGAUGUCCCCUUGGCGACAGACAAGGGCAAACAGCGCCAGGAGAGCACAGAGCCCAGUCCGCUCAGCUUACGAAUUCGUGACCCCAAUGUCCACUGAGCGGCCGUGGCCAGUGAUAAGCAGCGCAAUGAAUCUCAAUUCCUUUAUGUUAGAUGUACGAAUAACGAAUUAA